Molecule: messenger RNA, 351 nt
Organism: Phytophthora nicotianae INRA-310
Lineage: Eukaryota; Oomycota; Peronosporomycetes; Peronosporales; Peronosporaceae
Exons: 2
Coding region: 1-351 (116 amino acids)
Source: RefSeq, a predicted model, not a curated record
AUGGACUUCACGCACGGCACCAGCAGUCUGGGGUAUCACUUGUCUACUGGAAGGGGAUUCCUUGUUCUAGAUUUCAUCUGCCGGGAUCAGCAGGCUGUUGCUAUUUCGGCUAUCCUUACUUACUUCAAGGAAAAGAAUCCUGGGUGGCGUAACAUCGUGUCAGUCGUGAUUGACAAGGACUUUGUAGAAUGGUGGGCACUGAUGGAAUCGUUUCCAGAUGCCAAAGUUGUGCUGUGUCAGUUUCACGCAAUUGCUUAUUGGAAGAUGGUAAUGAAGCGAUCAACGUUCCGCUUGACUAUUUCUCAACAGGAAGGCCUCAUCGAAUUGAUGACACGGCUGUUGUACUGGUAA